Molecule: messenger RNA, 8168 nt
Organism: Topomyia yanbarensis
Lineage: Eukaryota; Metazoa; Arthropoda; Insecta; Diptera; Culicidae
Gene: alpha-Spec
Product: spectrin alpha chain
Exons: 9
Coding region: 271-7587 (2438 amino acids)
Biological process (GO): actin cytoskeleton organization
Cellular component (GO): cortical actin cytoskeleton; plasma membrane; cell projection
Molecular function (GO): actin filament binding; calcium ion binding
Source: RefSeq, a predicted model, not a curated record
AUUACAGUUCGUCAUUAGCCAUUGCAGUGUUAAGUUCGGUCGGUUCGUGAAGUACUUGUGAAAAAAGUGAAAAUUAGUGAAAAAUUUGCCAACAAUCCUGGAAAAAACGUGAAAAACUUUACAUCUAGACUGGCCUAUUUAGGACAGCGAGCGAAACGGCAAUAACAGAAGGACGAAUUAGACAUAACAUACUGCGGAUAAAGUUCAAAACUAGUACUAACGAGAGGCUAAUUAACAACUCUGAAAAUAAAUCGACUGUGAAGAUCAAUCAUGGAGCAAUUUACCCCCAAGGAGGUAAAGAUCCUCGAAAGUGCCGAGGACAUUCAGGAGCGCCGUGAGCAGGUGCUCAAUCGCUACAAUGAGUUCAAGGUGGAAACGCGCCACAAGCGCGAUAAGCUGGAAGACUCGCGUCGUUUCCAGUACUUCAAGCGUGAUUCGGACGAGCUGGAAAGCUGGAUCCACGAGAAGUUGCAGGCCGCUUCGGAGGAGAGCUAUCGUGAUCCGACCAAUUUGCAGGCUAAGAUCCAGAAGCAUCAGGCGUUCGAGGCCGAGGUGUCUGCGCAUAGCAAUGCGAUUGUGGUGCUGGACAACACCGGACAGGAGAUGAUCAAUCAGCAGCACUUUGAAUCGGUUGUCAUCCAGCACCGGCUGGAUGAGCUGCAUCGGCUGUGGGAGCUACUGCUGUCCCGUUUGGCCGAGAAGGGCAUGAAGCUGCAGCAGGCGCUGGUGUUGGUUCAAUUUUUGCGCCACUGCGAGGAAGUCAUGUUCUGGAUCAAGGACAAGGAAGCAUUCGUGACCGCUGACGAGUUUGGCCAAGAUCUGGAGCAUGUGGAAGUGUUGCAGCGCAAGUUUGACGAAUUCCAGAAGGACAUGGCUUCGCAGGAGUAUCGCGUAACCGAAGUCAAUGAAUUGGCUGAUAAGUUGUUGUCCAAUGGACACCCGGAGCGGGAUACCAUCACCCGUAGAAAGGAGGAAUUGAACGAGGCCUGGCAACGUUUGAAACAACUGGCCAUCUUGCGUCAGGAAAAACUUUUCGGAGCACACGAAAUUCAACGUUUCAACCGCGAUGCUGACGAGACCGUCGCAUGGAUAGCGGAGAAAGAUGUUGUUUUGUCCUCGGAUGACUAUGGUCGCGACCUGGCCAGUGUACAGGCACUGCAGCGUAAGCACGAAGGUGUUGAACGUGAUCUGGCUGCUUUGGAAGACAAGGUGGCAACCCUAGGAGCUGAAGCUGGACGCUUGUGUAGCAUUCAUGCCGACCACAGCGAUCAGAUUCGUGAUAAACAGGCGGAAAUUGCAGCAUACUGGCAAUCCCUAACCGCUAAAGCCAAGGAACGUAAACAGAAAUUAGACGAAUCCUACUUCUUGCACCGUUUCUUAGCUGAUUUCCGCGAUUUAGUUUCAUGGAUUAACGGCAUGAAGGCCAUCAUUUCGGCCGAUGAAUUGGCUAAGGACGUUGCCGGAGCUGAAGCUUUGCUAGAACGCCAUCAGGAGCAUAAGGGUGAAAUUGAUGCCCGCGGUGAUAGCUUCAAGGUUACUACCGAAGCCGGACGUCAGUUGUUGGAACGGGAACACUAUGCUGCUGCUGAAGUUCAGGAGAAACUGGCCGCUUUGGAAAAUGACAAGAGUUCGCUGUUGUCUCUGUGGGAAGAUCGUCGCAUCCUGUACGAACAGUGCAUGGAUCUUCAGCUAUUCUACCGUGAUACGGAACAGGCAGAUACCUGGAUGGCUAAGCAGGAGGCUUUUCUAGCCAACGAAGAUCUCGGAGAUUCGCUGGAUUCGGUUGAGGCACUGAUCAAGAAGCAUGAAGACUUUGAAAAAAGUUUAGCUGCUCAGGAGGAAAAGAUCAAAGCGUUAGAUGUUUUCGCUACCAAACUGAUUGAUGGUCAACAUUACGCUGCCGAUGACGUCGCUCAGCGUCGUUCGAUGUUGCUGGCUCGUCGUUCCGCUCUGCUGGAAAAAUCCUCAAUUCGUCGACAGCUGUUGGAGGAUUCCAGUGCCUUGCAACAAUUCGAGCGCGACUGCGAUGAAACCAAGGGAUGGAUAAGCGAAAAACUCAAGUUUGCCACCGACGAUAGCUACCUGGAUCCUACCAAUCUGAAUGGAAAAGUUCAGAAGCACACCAACUUCGAACACGAACUGACUGCUAACAAGAGUCGCAUUGAGGACAUUACAACUAAUGGACAAAAUUUGAUCGAAAAGGGACAUUACGCGGCAGAUCAGAUCAAUUCGCGUAUGCAGGAGAUUGUGACCUUGUGGGAAUCACUGGUUCAAGCUUCGGACAAGAAGGGUUGCAAGCUGCAGGAAGCUUCCCAGCAGCAGCAGUUCAAUCGUACCGUUGAGGACAUCGAGCUUUGGUUGAGCGAGGUUGAGGGUCAGUUGAUGUCCGAGGACUACGGCAAAGAUUUAACCAGCGUGCAGAACUUGCAGAAAAAGCACGCCCUGCUGGAGGCCGAUGUGAUGGCUCAUCAGGAUCGCAUCGAAGGAAUCAAGGUCGCUGCUAAUAAGUUUGUUGAGAGUGACCAUUUCGAUGCCGAUAACAUCCGCAACAAGGAAAGUGCACUGUCGAAACGGUAUGGUGCACUGGCCUCUCCCAUGUCAGAGCGUAAGCAACGCUUGUUGGAUUCGCUGCAGGUUCAACAGCUAUUCCGUGAUCUGGAAGACGAAGCUGCUUGGAUUCGUGAGAAGGAACCGGUGGCUGCUUCGACUAAUCGCGGUCGCGAUUUGAUUGGAGUUCAAAAUCUUAUUAAGAAGCAUCAGGCUGUUCUAGCUGAGAUCAAUAACCAUGAAAAUCGUGUCGUUGGAGUCAUUGGUAAUGGUGAGCAAAUGCUGACCGAACAACCGUUUGCCACUGAAGACAUCAAGCUGCGUCUGGAUGCUUUGAAGGACCAAUGGAAUUCGCUGAAGGAAAAAUCGAGUCAGCGCAAACAGGAUCUCGAGGACUCACUGCAGGCGCAUCAGUUUUUUGCCGACGCCAAUGAAGCUGAAUCGUGGAUGCGGGAGAAGGAACCGAUUGUUUCAAACCAAGAUUACGGCAAGGAUGAGGACUCUUCGGAAGCCUUGCUGAAGAAGCACGAAGCAUUGGUUUCCGAUCUGGAAGCUUUCGGUAAUACUAUACAGGCUUUGCAGGAGCAGGCAAAGAACUGUCGUCAGCAGGAGACUCCAGUUGUUGACAUCACUGGAAAGGAAUGCGUUAUGGCAUUGUACGAUUAUACCGAGAAAUCUCCGCGUGAGGUUUCUAUGAAAAAGGGAGACGUUCUGACUCUGCUAAACUCCAACAACAAGGACUGGUGGAAGGUUGAAGUAAAUGACCGUCAGGGAUUCGUGCCAGCAGCGUACAUCAAGAAGAUCGAUCCAGGUCUAAGUGCCAGCCAGCAGAACCUGGUUGAUGGCCACUCAAUCGCUAAGCGUCAGGCGCAGAUCAAUAGUCAAUAUGACAAUCUGUUGGCACUAGCCCAUGAACGCCAAAACAAGCUGAAUGAAACCGUUAAAGCUUACGUUCUAGUUCGUGAAGCUGCUGACCUGUCCACAUGGAUCAAGGACAAGGAAAGCCACGCUCAAAUUAAAGACGUCGGCGAAGAUUUGGAAGAGGUUGAAGUUAUGCAGAAGAAGUUUGAUGAUUUCAACGACGAUCUGAAAGCUAAUGAGGUUCGAUUGGCUAAGCUGAAUGAAAUUGCCGUCCAACUUACCUCGUUGGGUCAAACUGAAGCAGCUCUAAAGAUCAAAACACAGAUCCAAACGCUGAACGAAGAGUGGGCCACCCUUCAAACCAUCACACAGGAGCGUGCCAGCCAGCUGGGAUCUGCUCAUGAGGUUCAACGUUUCCAUCGGGAUGUUGACGAAACUAAGGAUUGGAUUGCUGAAAAGGACAACGCCUUGACCAGUGAUGAUCUGGGCAAGGAUUUGCGUGGCGUCCAAACUCUGCAACGCAAGCACGAAGGUUUGGAACGUGAUUUGGCUGCGCUGCGCGAUAAGAUUCGUCAGUUGGAUGAAACUGCCAAUCGGUUGAUGCAAUCCCAUCCGGACACUGCCGAACAGACCUAUGCCAAGCAGAAGGAAAUCAACGAGGAGUGGCAGCAGGUCGUUACCAAGGCUCAGCAGCGUAAGGAAAAACUGCUGGAUUCGUACGAUUUGCAGCGUUUCCUGAGUGACUAUCGCGAUCUGAUGGCAUGGAUCAGCUCGAUGAUGGGGUUGGUCACUUCCGAGGAGCUGGCUAACGAUGUCACCGGUGCGGAAGCUUUGAUCGAGAGACAUCAGAACCAUCGCGCUGAAAUUGAUUUUCGUUACGGUAUCCCACAGGAACACCGCACCGAAGUUGAUGCUCGCGCCGGAACAUUCGCUGCGUUUGAGCAGUUUGGAGCGGAGCUGCUGCAGGCCAAUCACUAUGCGUCACCGGAAAUCGACGAGAAGAUUGAAAAUCUGGCCAAAGCACGGGAGGAAUUGGAACGCGCCUGGACCGCAAGACGACUGCAGCUGGACCAAAAUCUGGACCUGCAGUUGUACCUGCGUGAUUGCGAACAGGCAGAGAACUGGAUGAGUGCUCGUGAAGCUUUCCUUAACGCGGAGGAAGUUGAUUCGAAGGGAGACAAUGUGGAGGCUUUGAUCAAGAAGCACGAAGACUUCGAUAAGGCCAUCAAUGGUCAUGAGGAGAAGAUUGCUGCGCUGCAAGUGCUGGCUGAUCAGCUGAUUGCCCAGGAACACUAUGCCGGCAAGCUAAUCGAUGGCAAGCGAUCGGAGGUGUUGGAUCGCUGGCGUCAUCUGAAGGAGGAUUUGAUCGAAAAACGAUCCCGAUUGGGCGAUGAGCAAACACUGCAGCAGUUCUCGCGCGAUGCAGAUGAGAUUGAAAACUGGAUCGCGGAGAAACUUCAGCUAGCUACGGAGGAGAGCUAUAAAGAUCCGGCUAACAUCCAAUCGAAACACCAGAAGCAUCAAGCUUUCGAGGCCGAAUUGGCUGCUAAUGCCGAUCGUAUUCAAAGCGUGUUGGCAAUGGGAAGCAAUUUGAUCGACAAGAAUCAAUGCAGUGGAUCGGAAGACGCAGUUCAGAAGCGAUUGACACAAAUCGCUGAUCAGUGGGAAUAUUUGACUCAGAAGACUACCGAAAAAUCAUUGAAACUGAAGGAAGCCAACAAACAGCGUACGUACAUUGCAGCUGUGAAAGAUUUAGACUUUUGGCUAGGUGAAGUUGAGAGCUUGUUGACUUCGGAAGAUGCCGGAAAGGAUUUGGCUUCGGUGCAAAAUCUGAUGAAGAAACAUCAGCUGGUAGAGGCCGAUAUUCACGCUCAUGAAGAUCGUAUCAAGGACAUGAAUGCACAGGCCGAUUCGUUGGUUGAAAGUGGUCAGUUCGACAGCGCUGGCAUUCAGGAAAAGCGUCAAUCAAUCAACGAGCGCUAUGAGCGCAUUUGUAACUUGGCUGCUCAUCGUCAGGCUCGUUUGAAUGAGGCUAACACACUGCAUCAGUUCUUCCGUGACAUCGCUGAUGAAGAAUCGUGGAUUAAGGAGAAAAAGCUUCUGGUCGGAUCGGAUGACUAUGGCCGCGAUUUGACCGGUGUGCAGAAUCUCAAGAAGAAACACAAGCGGUUGGAAGCUGAACUAGCCUCCCAUGAGCCUGCUAUACAAGCUGUCCAGGAAGCCGGCGAAAAAUUGAUGGACGUGUCUAAUCUAGGCGUUCCGGAAAUCGAACAGCGUUUGAAGGCUCUAAACCAGGCUUGGGCUGAGCUGAAGGGAUUAGCUGCUACUCGAGGUCAAAAACUGGACGAAUCGUUGAUUUAUCAGCAGUUUCUGGCAAAGGUCGAGGAAGAGGAGGCUUGGAUUACUGAGAAACAGCAGCUGCUAUCGGUUGAGGACUACGGUGAUUCGAUGGCUGCCGUUCAGGGUCUGUUAAAGAAACAUGAUGCCUUUGAGACCGACUUUGCAGCCCAUCGUGAUCGCUGCUCGGAUAUUCGUGACAAUGGACAAACUUUGGUAACUAACAACAAUCACCACGCCGAUAGCAUUUCACAACGUUGCGCUCAACUUGACAAAAAGUUGGAAAAUCUUCAAGCCUUGGCUACACGUCGCAAGAACGCGCUGUUGGAUAACUUUGCCUACCUUCAGUUCAUGUGGAAGGCUGAUGUCGUUGAGAGCUGGAUCGCCGAUAAGGAAAACCACGUCAAGUCGGAGGAGUUUGGUCGUGAUUUGUCCACUGUUCAGACGCUACUGACCAAGCAGGAGACAUUCGAUGCAGGUCUCUCGGCAUUUGAACAGGAGGGAAUUCACAAUAUCACGGCUUUGAAGGAUCAGCUGAUUAACGCUAAUCACGCGCAAUCAGCUGCAAUCCUCAAACGCCAUGAAGACGUCCUGACCCGUUGGCAGAAGUUACGUGCCGAUUCCGAAGCUCGCAAGUACCGUCUGUUAGCCAUGCAGGAACAGUUCCGUCAGAUUGAAGAUCUCUAUCUGACGUUUGCCAAAAAGGCGUCAGCAUUCAACUCGUGGUUUGAGAAUGCCGAAGAAGAUCUAACAGAUCCAGUUCGCUGUAAUUCGAUCGAAGAAAUUAACGCCCUCCGAGGGGCUCAUUCCCAGUUCCAGGCGUCGCUGUCGUCAGCUCAGUACGACUUCCAGGCAUUGGCCGAUUUGGACCGUAAAAUCAAGAGCUUCAACGUUGGACCAAAUCCGUACACCUGGUUCACGAUGGAAGCCCUGGAGGAUACCUGGCGUAAUUUACAGAAAAUCAUCGAAGAACGAGAUGCCGAGUUGGCAAAGGAGGUUCAUCGUCAAGAGGAAAACGACAAGCUUCGAAAGGAGUUUGCCAAGCAUGCCAAUCUGUUCCAUCAAUGGCUAACCGAAACAAGAUACAAUCUCCUGGGCUGGGAUAAGUAUGGAACUUCCCUCAUGGAAGGCUCCGGUUCCUUGGAGGAACAGUUCGAGGCACUUUGCCACAAGGCCAAUGAAAUUCGUGCCCGCCGUGGUGAUCUGAAGAAGAUCGAAGAAUUGGGCGCCACCCUGGAGGAGCAUCUUAUUCUGGAUAAUCGCUACACCGAACACUCGACCGUUGGUCUUGCCCAACAGUGGGAUCAGCUGGACCAGUUGGCUAUGCGCAUGCAGCAUAACCUGAAACAACAGAUCCAAGCUCGAAAUCAAUCCGGCGUGUCGGAGGAUUCCCUCAAGGAGUUCUCGAUGAUGUUCAAACACUUCGACAAGGACAAGAGUGGCAAGUUGAACCACCAGGAGUUCAAAUCCUGUCUCCGAGCGCUCGGUUAUGACCUUCCGAUGGUGGAAGAAGGCCAACCCGACCCAGAGUUCGAAGAAAUUCUGAACGUUGUCGAUCCGAACCGCGAUGGACAGGUGUCGCUUCAGGAAUACAUAGCCUUCAUGAUUUCGAAGGAAACGGAGAACGUCCAGAGCUACGAGGAAAUCGAAAAUGCCUUCCGCGCCAUCACCGCCUCCGAACGUCCUUACGUAACCAAGGAUGAGCUCUAUUCCAACCUCACCAAGGACAUGGCGGACUACUGCGCCCAACGGAUGAAACCGUACAACGACCCGAAGUCGGGUCAUCCCAUCACGGGAGCCCUGGACUAUGUGGAAUUCACACGAACCUUGUUCCAAAAUUAGUAACGUUUCAAUGUUUUAAUAUUCUACCCUAAUAAAGUACACCCUUCUCGUACUCUCUCGUAUAAGCGCAAAAGAAGUAUUUCGCAUAUUUAGAAUUGUUGACUUUGCCGAAAAAUUUACCACUGCCGGACGCGGUAGCAUAUAAGUAUUUAUGAGCCAGCAAUGUUUUAAUCGCCGCUAUCGUAUAAUCAAGCUACAGCUACAAUCAAUAUAAUCAAAAUGUUUUAGACGUUCCAAUAGCAAAGCACUACAUAACGUAUCUAGUGAGUAAUAAGCAUCACAAUAGCUUCCUGUUUGGUAGGUAAUGCUCUGAUCAAUUUCUGGGAUUUUGGAAAUUGGCUUUGAACAUUUGACACGAAUCGAUUUCUCUGACGAAUCAACGAUCGACGAUGGACGCAGUUCAUAGCACUAAACAGUUGUUGGAAAUGAAAUUCAGCUUCUAGAUUGAUGGGCGAAAUUAGUAGCAGCUAGAGAGUCAGCUAUUUAAAAAACUACAAAUUAUAUUUAAAGUUUCAAUAUGAAUUUUCCCUAUUUAAUCGGAAAUAAAACUAAAUGCAUGAUAUCAAAGCAUUUUUAAUACA